AUGGACAUCAGAAAGUUUUUUGUUUUAAAAAGAAAGAAACCUGAAGGAGCAAGCAGUGACAGCGAUGAUUCCGUGGGUGACCUGAAGAGACUUAGCACAUCCAAAGAACCGGACUUAGUUCCCGACUCAUUUAUUGGACAAGCAUCAAUGUUAUCGACUGAAAUGAAGAAAGAAUUGCUUGACAACACUUGGUCUCCGCCUGCGACGUAUGACUUUGCGGAAGACGCUAAACAUUUAAAGAGGAAAUUCAAGUAUUCAUGGUUGGAAACGUACUCUCCAUGGUUGGCCUAUUCCAGGCACCAAAAAGGAGCCUUUUGUAAAUAUUGUACUUUGUUAACGCCAAAUCCAAAUUCUUUUAGAGGCGUAUUAGGGUCAUUUAUCAUAAGGCCAUUUUGUAAGUUCAAAGAUAUUCACGAGCAUUGCAAAAAGCACAUGGAAACCCACUUCCAUAAGAUGGCACUGGAAGCCGCUAAUCAUUUCUUGGAAGUGUGCCUGUAG
Messenger RNA from Arctia plantaginis, 498 nucleotides. Lineage: Eukaryota; Metazoa; Arthropoda; Insecta; Lepidoptera; Erebidae. The record is from the annotation of a GenBank genome assembly.